UUUCAGCAUUUGCGAGGUGGUCUGGUCUCCUGACGCGCUUUAUUUAUCCCUGGUCUCUCCCCACUAGCUGUUCCUGCCCGUCCAUCUCUCUCCGUACAGCUAUAGCAACAAUGUCUCUCACCAGCAAGCUUUCCAUCACAGAUGUGGAUCUCAAGGACAAGCGUGUCCUGAUCCGAGUUGACUUCAAUGUGCCCCUCGACAAGAACGACAACACCACAAUCACCAACCCUCAGCGUAUCGUCGGUGCUCUGCCUACCAUCAAGUAUGCCAUCGAUAACGGCGCCAAGGCCGUCAUCCUCAUGUCCCACCUUGGCCGUCCUGAUGGCAAGAAGAACCCCAAGUACAGCUUGAAGCCCGUUGUGCCCAAGCUCAAGGAACUGCUCGGCCGCGACGUCAUCUUUACUGAGGACUGCGUUGGCCCAGAGGUCGAGGAGACUGUUAACAAGGCCUCCGGUGGCCAGGUCAUCCUUCUUGAGAACCUGCGCUUCCACGCCGAGGAGGAAGGAAGCUCUAAGGAUGCAGACGGCAACAAGGUCAAGGCCGACAAGGACGCGGUUGCGCAGUUCCGUAAGGGAUUGACUGCUUUGGGUGACAUUUACAUCAACGAUGCCUUUGGUACCGCCCACCGUGCUCACAGCUCCAUGGUCGGUGUCGACCUUCCCCAGAAGGCCUCCGGAUUCCUCGUCAAGAAGGAGCUCGAAUACUUCGCGAAGGCCCUCGAGGAGCCCCAGCGGCCCUUCCUCGCCAUCCUUGGUGGCUCUAAGGUUUCCGACAAGAUCCAGCUAAUUGACAACCUCCUUCCCAAGGUCAACAGCCUCAUCAUUACCGGAGGCAUGGCUUUCACCUUCAAGAAGACUCUCGAGAACGUCAAGAUUGGAAGCAGUCUCUUCGAUGAGGCCGGCAGCAAGAUCGUCGGUAACAUCAUCGAAAAGGCCAAGAAGCACAACGUCAAGGUUGUUCUUCCCGUCGACUACGUCACUGCCGAUAAGUUUGCCGCCGAUGCGAAGACUGGCUACGCCACUGAUGAGCAGGGUAUCCCUGAUGGUUACAUGGGCUUAGACGUUGGCGAGAAGAGUGUCGAGUCCUACAAGCAGACCAUUGCCGAGUCCAAGACUAUUCUGUGGAACGGACCCCCCGGUGUCUUUGAGAUGGAGCCCUUCGCUAAGGCUACCAAGGCUACUCUUGACGCUGCUGUGGCGGCUGUUCAGAACGGUGCUACCGUCAUUAUUGGUGGUGGUGACACUGCUACCGUUGCCGCCAAGUACGGCGCUGAGGACAAGAUUAGCCACGUUUCUACCGGUGGUGGUGCCUCGCUGGAGCUCCUGGAGGGCAAGGAACUGCCUGGUGUUGCUGCUCUCUCUGAGAAAAGUAAGUAAAUAAAUGAAGAAUUUUGUGAAACGAGCGAUCUACACUUGUUCCUUAAGGAAAAGUAAAACUGAGAUGAAUGUAAUGUACCAUGACUUC
Molecule: messenger RNA, 1464 nt
Organism: Aspergillus nidulans FGSC A4
Lineage: Eukaryota; Fungi; Ascomycota; Eurotiomycetes; Eurotiales; Aspergillaceae
Gene: pgkA
Product: phosphoglycerate kinase pgkA
Exons: 3
Coding region: 111-1376 (421 amino acids)
Biological process (GO): glycolytic process
Cellular component (GO): cytoplasm; mitochondrion
Molecular function (GO): phosphoglycerate kinase activity
Source: RefSeq, a predicted model, not a curated record